GCAAAAUGUUAAGUCGUCGAGUUCCUUCGAUGGCGGUUUCUUUCACUACUGCUCUAUCUUCAUUGCGAUCUCGACCAGGGCUUUAUCUCUUCCGUACUCAAACGGCGCCUACGUCUUUCAGACCACUCUCGCUUUUCAAUAACAAAAUCGGCGUCCUCGCCUUUUGUUCCAGCCCCCAAUCUUUCCCACAAAUCACCGAUUCUUCCUCGUCGGUCCCCGAAGAAUCAUCCAAACGCGGCGUCCUUAAGCCUGGCUUAUAUCUAGUUGGAACACCGAUUGGAAAUCUUGAGGAUAUCACCUUACGUGCUCUCCGGGUGUUAAGGUCGGCUGCUGUGAUACUUUCCGAGGACACGAGGCAUUCGGGGAAGUUGCUUCACCAUUACAAUAUCAAAACCCCCCUUCUGAGUUAUCACAAAUUCAAUGAAUCUCAAAGAGAACAGGCUGUGCUGAAGAGGCUGAAGCAGGGAGAAAUCGUGGCUUUAAUAAGCGAUGCGGGGACACCUGGCAUCAGCGAUCCUGGUAUGGAAUUGGCUAAGUUAUGUGUGGAUGAAAAUAUUCCUGUUAUUCCAAUCCCUGGGCCUUCUGCUCUUGUAACUGCUCUUUCUGCCUCUGGUUUGGAAACUGAUGAAUUUACAUUUGUUGGGUUUCUUCCUAAACAUGCUGGAUUGAGAAGAGAGAGGCUGAAAGUUUCUGCAAAUGAGAUGACAACUCAAAUAUUUUAUGUACCUCCACACAAGCUCCAGCAGUUUCUUGAAGAAACUUCUUUACAUUUUGGUGGCACUAGACAAUGUGUCAUAGCCCGGGAGAUGACAAAAAUGCAUGAAGAGUUUUGGCGGGGUACAUUGGCAGAAGCAAAGGAAAUGUUUUCAUGCCACCGGCCAAAGGGAGAAAUCACACUAUUAAUUGAAGGGAAGACAAAAUCUAUGGUGGAAACUCCAUCAGAGUGUCAGCUUGAAGAUGAAUUGAGAGAUUUGAUCUCCAGUGGGCACAGUCUUUCUACAGCUGUCAAGUUGGUGGCAGGCGGAACGUCAGUCAGUAGGAAGGCAAUAUAUUCACUUGCAUUGAGAAAAUUCGGGAAGCAACUUGGAGCAGAGGAUGAUUCAAACUAAUGCAAACCACCCAUGAAAUCGGCGUUUAGCUAAUUUUCAUGGGCUUGCAUUUGGAAGGGUGCUAAUGGUGGAGCAGAAGCAAAGUGGCGAGCCGUUCAAGUAAAUAUCUCUUUCGUUCGUGCGAGUUUCAUGGCUAGAAAUCUGGAAACAGGUAAUACUCAGUAUGCCAGCAAAGCUGAGACAUCUUGAAGAGGAUAUACUCUACUCCCCUCUGGAACAUGCUUCUCGUUCCAUUACUGUGAGGCCCAAACAGACAAAAAUUAAAAAGGAAUGGUCCAUGACUGGUGAAUGGCUGUAUUACCAUGCGGCGCAGUCCGAUUGUAACAUACGAUGCAUGCAGAGUUGGCUUAUAUAUUAAAAAAAGAAAUAUGGACCAGUAAUGGUUGUAUUUGUGAAAAAAUGUCUUUUUUUGUUUA
Messenger RNA from Juglans regia (Persian walnut), 1525 nucleotides. RefSeq names its product ribosomal RNA small subunit methyltransferase I. The record is from RefSeq and is a predicted model, not a curated record. NCBI's taxonomy places the organism in Eukaryota, Viridiplantae, Streptophyta, Magnoliopsida, Fagales, Juglandaceae. The transcript has 11 exons. Gene Ontology annotation, molecular function: methyltransferase activity. Bases 6 to 1109 code for a protein of 367 amino acids.